Messenger RNA from Ostreococcus lucimarinus CCE9901, 990 nucleotides. RefSeq lists its product with no specific name. NCBI's taxonomy places the organism in Eukaryota, Viridiplantae, Chlorophyta, Mamiellophyceae, Mamiellales, Bathycoccaceae. The record is from RefSeq and is a predicted model, not a curated record. The transcript has a single exon. Bases 1 to 990 code for a protein of 329 amino acids.
AUGGGCGGGGCGUCGCGCGCGCUACGCGAUGCGUCGGCGGGCGAAGCGUUCGGAUUAGCGCUCAUCGCGGGGACGUUACACGCGCUCACGGGACCCGAUCACUUGGCGGGCGUGUUCGCGGUGGCGACGAGCGCGCGACGCGUCGAACGGGCGCGACGGUUGGCGGACGGCGACGACGACGACGACGAAGACGACGCGCGUCGUCGACGCGACCUCGCGUGGGCGUGCGCGAGACAAGGCGCGCGAUGGGGCUCGGGACACGCCCUAGGGCUCGCGCUCGUGGGUGGAAUCGUGUUGGCGUGCGAAGACCGAGUGGACGAAGACGCGCUGGGGGCGGCGAGCGACUUCGUCGUCGGGUUCGCGAUGAUUUGGUUAGGAUUGGCGACGUUAAGGAGCGCGUGGCGAUGGGACCGAAAACAAAGGCACGCCAAGGCGCACGUCGAAGAUGAAGCGGCGCGCGAUGACGAUCUGGCGCACGCCGAGGAUGGCGCGACGGCGGGCGCGCGGAACGCCGUCGCCGUCGUCGUCGUGGCGGGGAGCGCCGCACACGCCGAGGCGCACGCAUUGGGAGUCUCCCACGAGCACGCGCACAAGAACGACGUUCACGGUACGCGCGAAAUCCACGGCGAAGCGAUUUCCGAGCGUCGUUCGCUUUGGAAUCGCAUGCGAGACAUGGUCGGCGAGGAGUCGACGCGCGAAGGUAAAUUCGCGGCGUUCGGCGUCGGAGUCGCGCACGGCGUUUCGGGCGUUUCGGGCGUGGUUUACGUUCUCCCAGCCGCGUUUCUCGCAGAUUCCACGCGCGUGGCGUUGUAUAUUUUCGGUUUCGUCGUCUCUAGCGUCGCAGCGAUGACUGCGUUGGCGUUUCUUCUCGGUUUGCUUCCCAGGAGCGCCGCCGUGGCGUUUCGCUUCUCCGUCGUGAGCGGCAUCUCGGCGCUCGUCGUCGGCGUGAUCUGGGUCGCGCUCGUCGCGACCGGUAAGCUCGAUUUAUGA